Messenger RNA from Trematomus bernacchii (emerald rockcod), 2320 nucleotides. RefSeq names its product dopamine receptor D4b (gene drd4b). Gene Ontology annotation, molecular function: dopamine neurotransmitter receptor activity, coupled via Gi/Go; G protein-coupled receptor activity. NCBI's taxonomy places the organism in Eukaryota, Metazoa, Chordata, Actinopteri, Perciformes, Nototheniidae. Bases 49 to 1215 code for a protein of 388 amino acids. Gene Ontology annotation, cellular component: plasma membrane. Gene Ontology annotation, biological process: adenylate cyclase-activating adrenergic receptor signaling pathway; adenylate cyclase-inhibiting dopamine receptor signaling pathway. The record is from RefSeq and is a predicted model, not a curated record. The transcript is spliced from 4 exons.
CGGUGAGAGUCGUUCUCUGUCGGACAAGGAGCCCGUGAGUCUGGGACCAUGUCGGACAUCUCCCCGGAUUUUAACAACGACACGCUGCCGGCGGGGCGGAUCACUCACUUCAACUUCCCUGCGCUGAUAUUCGGGAUCUUGCUGAUAGUGAUAAUCGCUGGCGGAAAUGUGCUCGUGUGCCUCAGCGUGUUCCUUGAAAAGGCUUUAAAAACCACAACAAACUACUUCAUAGUCAAUUUGGCGUUCGCAGACCUGCUGCUGGCGGUGCUGGUUCUGCCGCUCUUCGUUUACGCAGAGUUUCAGGGUGGAGUUUGGUCCUUGAACAUGCUGGUGUGUGACAGCCUGAUGACCAUGGAUGUGAUGCUGUGCACCGCAUCCAUUUUCAACCUCUGUGCCAUCAGCGUGGACAGGUUCAUUGCCGUGUCCAUCCCACUAAACUACAACCGUAAACAUGUGGACCACCGUCAGAUCGUGCUGCUGUCGGCCACGUGGCUGCUGGCCCUGGCUGUGGCCUCGCCCGUCAUCUUUGGCAUCAACAACGUACCGGACCGUGACCCUAGCGAGUGCAAACUGGAGGACAACAACUAUGUGAUUUACUCCUCCGUCUGCUCCUUCUUCGUCCCCUGCCCCAUCAUGCUCCUGCUCUACUUUGGGGUUUUCCGUGGGUUACGACACUGGGAGGUGACUCGUAAGGUCAAGCUCCGCAGCAGCAUAGAGGCUUGCAGGAGACUGCAGCAUGCGGCCGUGGCCACCGCCCUCCCCCAGCUCACAGGCACCAUCCCCGGACCUCUGCCCAUGCCUCUGCCCAGGAUCAUCGAGAGGGACUUGGCCCAGUCUCGGUUGGACGACACGGGCGACUUCAUGCAGCAGGAGAUCCCUUAUCCCCGGCAGUACAGAGAGAACUCAGUGCCCACGGUGACCUACAGCCAGGUGCACCGCAAGAAGAGAGCCAAGAUCAACUGCAGGGAGAGGAAAGCUAUGAAGGUGCUGCCUGUCGUAGUAGGUUGCUUCCUGUUCUGCUGGACUCCGUUCUUCGUGGUGCACACGACGCGAGCCAUCUGUCUGACCUGUGACAUCCCUCCUGCUCUGAUGAGCACCGUCACCUGGCUGGGCUACGUCAACAGCGCUCUAAACCCCAUCAUCUACACCAUCUUUAACACAGAGUUCAAGAAAUUCUUUAAGAAGUGUUUCCAAAUUUCCCUCCGAAGACGCUAAAGGAAGGAACUGGGAGGUGAUAAGGGAUUAGAAAGUGUGAGGCUAACAGUUAGACCGUCAACUCAUUACUGGGCUGCCAGCUGGACGUGGAUUGUCGAUUUGGCCGACAGUUUAAAAAAAAAAACACUUUAACACCGUUUCUGAUGAUGUUUAUUACAUUUUAGGGUCCAUUUUAUCAUUUGGUGAAGUACUUUCGUGAUCCUCUGGGAUUACUGCCAAAACUAAAUGAUGACCUUUGGGGCUUAAAGCUGCAGAAAACAUGUGAACCGACUCAGAAAAUUGUCUGAGGGGAGCUAAUCACCAUUUCUAGUCUUUCCGCAAAGCACUUCUUUAUCGUUUAUCAGCCCUGGAUAAAGUUAUGGUCUGCCAGCUCCAGUUAACUACAUGGGAUUUGUACAGAGCCUGGUCUGCCUGAAGGGAUCAUCAGGGCGAAAACUGUCCCCAGGAGCCCAAAUAAGCUUCAACAGACCAGCUAAAAGCAGCUACACGAGUAAAUAUCCUUUAAGAACGGCCAAUGAUUUUUACACUAAAAUAAACACUUGGGAAAUACGCUUUCUUGCUGAGAGUUGGAUGAGAAGAUCGAUAGCUCUCUCAUGUCUCUGUAAUAUGAAGCUACAUUUAAGCAGCUGAUUGGCUUAGCUUGGCCAAAAGACUGGAGAUCAAUGAAACAGAUUGUGUCAAUUGCUUACCAACACCUCUCAGGCCUAACAUGUUAAAUCUUUAAUUGAAUCUUUAGUUAAAUCAUAAAAACACAUUUUUUUUAAAUGUGUAGUUUUGAACACAUUCACAUUCGGAUUCUUAAUACACAUUUGAAUGCUGCACAGCUUUUUUGUACUUUUCUUUGCAUAUUAAUCCUGUUAAAACCCAGUAUUUCAACAGGGAUUUCAUUAGUAUCUAAUAUAUUUAAGAUUUGAUUCCAGCCGUGCCUCUGUAGGAAUGUGUCUAACUUGUAUGAUCCAAACUGAUCCACGCACACAACAACAAAAAAUGUAAACGAAAAUGUCCAAACAUCAAUUCAGGCUUAAAAUGUAAUAACACACAAGACAUGGACUACUCCUUGGGUUGAGGUAGUAACUUAGUAGAAACUAGUGAAGACACCAGGCUA